AAAUUGUUUGCCCGCGCGAGGUGCUGCGUUUCAUUUCGGCUCGCAUCGGAAACACAAAAAAAUCUGUUAGCCGCCGGGAAACAAUAUUGGGUUUUUUGUGAAAAAAUCAAGAAAAAUAUUGUCAACACCAUUUCGUAAGAUAACAACAAACAAAUGUGCGUGUGAAACAAUUGGCGACAACAACAAAUCGUGCACCCCAGUCAGCCAGUGUGCGAGAGCGAGAGACCGUGAGAGGUGGUCGUGCGUCCCUCUCCAACACAUACACUGAAUCGGCGCCGACGACGCGUACGCAACAAACGAAAAUAAAACGCAAGCGAAAAGGAGAGAGAAAGAACAAAUAACGCCCACCGUAACACCCCCCCGCGAAUAAGAAGAAGAAGCAGCAGAGAAGCUAAAGCAGAGAAAGACGAAGAAGCAGCAGCAAAAGCAGACGGCAGAAUUGGAGCUUUGCGCAGAAAUCGAUUUUUUUGCCCAUUUUAAGAGAUUUUCGGUAGCCUCUCCCACUGCCGAAAAUCGUUUAUCGCCACUGCUGCGUCCGUGUUUGUGUGUGUGUGUCCGUGCGUGUGCUUGUGCGAAAGUGAAACAAACAAAUACAACAGGCAAAAGAUUAAAAUUAUAUAGUACCAGUGUGAGUCAUAAAUAAAAAGAAGAAAAAAAAACAUAAAAAAGAAAAAAUUAAUUCAGCAGCAGCUUUAGCUUUUUAGCUGCUGGCAUUGAAGAGGUGCUCUGCCGCAGUCAACGUCGCUGCCGCCGCCCGCAACACGCGCUCUCUUUGCCUCUCUCUCCGUCUCUCUUGUGAGCGAAAUAACACCACACACACGAAAAAAAACCAUAAUAAUAUUAACCAAAACGCCAGCCAAAGUGCCAGUUAAGUUAUAAUUAUACACUACAAGUAAACCGAGAAAAGAGAGAGCUGCCAGCCAAAAGCGGAAAAUCAAUAAAAGGUCUCUCGCAAAAGUGGAAAAACGUGCAAACAAGUUAAAAGCAAGGCUGCAAAAAAGAAAAAGGAAAAACUCCGCGCGCGUUUACACGUGUGGUUUAUGUGUGUGCGUGUUUAACGUUUAACUGCUAAUCGCAAAAACGCAAUCUGCGAAGACCGCGUAACAAAGGCUUACGUAAAGCUUGGCAAAGAGAAAAAGAAAACCAAAUAACAACAACGAAGCAUAAAAAACAAUAUAUACAAAAUCCAACAAAUUUGAGAAACUCCACAGAAAUCAAGGAUAGUCCCAGAAACUAGAAUCAAAUUCACGCAACAAAUAAUACACCGAGAAUAACCUUCUCGCGCACCCUUCAAAAACCAGGAUAACACCCCGACACAAAGAUGACUAAAGACAGAUUAGCCGCUCUCCAUGCCGCCCAAUCCGAUGACGAGGAGGAGACGGAGGUGGCCGUCAAUGUGGAUGGCCAUGAUUCCUACAUGGACGACUUCUUCGCCCAGGUGGAGGAGAUACGCGGCAUGAUCGACAAGGUGCAGGACAAUGUCGAGGAGGUGAAGAAGAAGCACUCGGCCAUCCUGUCCGCCCCGCAAACGGACGAGAAGACCAAGCAAGAGCUGGAGGAUCUGAUGGCCGACAUCAAGAAGAAUGCCAAUCGCGUUCGGGGCAAGCUCAAGGGCAUCGAGCAGAAUAUCGAGCAGGAGGAGCAGCAGAACAAGUCGUCGGCGGAUCUGAGAAUCCGGAAGACGCAGCACUCGACGUUGUCACGGAAAUUCGUCGAGGUGAUGACCGAAUACAAUCGCACGCAGACCGAUUACCGGGAGCGCUGCAAGGGAAGGAUACAGCGUCAGCUGGAGAUCACCGGACGACCGACCAACGACGAUGAGCUGGAGAAGAUGCUGGAGGAGGGCAACUCGUCUGUGUUCACGCAGGGCAUCAUCAUGGAGACGCAGCAGGCCAAACAGACGCUGGCGGACAUUGAGGCUCGCCACCAGGACAUCAUGAAGCUGGAGACAUCCAUUAAGGAGCUGCACGACAUGUUCAUGGACAUGGCCAUGCUGGUGGAGUCGCAGGGCGAGAUGAUCGAUCGCAUUGAGUACCAUGUGGAGCACGCUAUGGACUAUGUGCAGACGGCAACUCAGGACACCAAGAAGGCGCUCAAGUACCAGAGUAAAGCCCGACGAAAGAAGAUCAUGAUACUGAUCUGCCUCACUGUGCUGGGCAUCUUAGCGGCCUCAUAUGUUAGCAGUUAUUUCAUAAUCCAAGCAUCCAAGUAGCAUGCUCCCCAUCAAGGCCUAUAAUCUGCAUUAUCUACACACGUUUUGUAGUACAAUUCAGACAAUGCAAAAUCAUUAUAGUUACUAAUUACAAUAAACGCAAUGUGUAUGA
This is a messenger RNA of Drosophila santomea, 2324 nucleotides long. RefSeq names its product syntaxin-1A (gene Syx1A). Gene Ontology annotation, cellular component: plasma membrane; endomembrane system; synaptic vesicle. The transcript has 2 exons. Gene Ontology annotation, biological process: exocytosis; intracellular protein transport; synaptic vesicle fusion to presynaptic active zone membrane. Lineage: Eukaryota; Metazoa; Arthropoda; Insecta; Diptera; Drosophilidae. Gene Ontology annotation, molecular function: SNARE binding; SNAP receptor activity. Bases 1322 to 2212 code for a protein of 296 amino acids. The record is from RefSeq and is a predicted model, not a curated record.